AUGGGUUUCACCAUCAAUAACAUCUUUGCUGUCAAUGAGGAUCGGCCUACUCCCAAGGCGGUCUACAAUUGGCGUGUUUACACUUGUGCUGCUAUCGCCUCUUUCGCGUCAUGCAUGAUCGGUUAUGACUCUGCCUUUAUCGGCACCACAAUCGCCCUUCCAUCCUUCACCGAGGAAUUCGAUUUCGCCUCCUACGAACCCGAUGCCCUUGCUCUCCUCAAAGCCAACAUCGUGUCUGUUUACCAGGCCGGUGCCUUCUUCGGCAGUUUGUUCGCCUACGUCACAUCCUAUUUCAUCGGCCGACGUUACUCUCUUAUCGCUUUCAGCUUCGUCUUUAUGCUCGGUGCUGGCCUGAUGCUUGGCGCUAAUGCGGAGAGAGGCCUGGGACUUAUCAUUGGUGGACGUGUUCUUGCUGGAGUUGGAGUCGGCGCUUGUUCCAACAUGGUUCCCAUCUACUGCUCCGAGCUCUCUCCUCCUGCUAUCCGCGGCCGACUCGUUGGUAUUUACGAACUGGGAUGGCAAAUUGGUGGUCUUGUUGGUUUCUGGAUCAACUAUGGACUUGCCGAGACCAUGGCCCCCAGCCACAAGCAAUGGAUCAUUCCCUUCGCCGUCCAACUUAUCCCCGCCGGCAUGCUGCUCUUCGGCGCCUUCUGGAUCAAAGAAUCUCCUCGCUGGCUCUUCGCCAAGGGUCGUCGUGAAGACGCCAUGAAGAACCUGUGCUGGUUGCGACAGUUGCCCGCUGAUGAUCUCUACAUUGUUGAGGAAGUCAGCUACAUGGACCAGGAACUUGAGCGCUACAACCGAGAAGUCGGCCCCGGUUUCUGGAAGCCAUUCGCCUGCCUCAAGCAACGCAACAUCCAAUGGCGUUUCUUCCUUGGUGGUAUGAUGUUCCUCUGGCAGAACGGUUCAGGUAUCAACGCCAUCAACUACUACAGCCCUACUGUGUUCAAGAGUAUCGGAAUCACAGGAACCAACACUGGAUUCCUCACCACUGGUAUCUUCGGUGUAGUCAAGACGACUAUUACUAUUAUCUUUAUUCUCUUCCUUAUUGAGACAGUUGGACGCAGAAAGCUGUUGAUUAUUGGUUCAGUUGGUGGUUCUCUUUGCAUGUGGUUCAUUGGAGCUUACAUCAAGGUUGCGGACCCAGCUGGUAAGGUGGCUGCUGCCGCUGCCGCUGGCACUGAGGCUCCUGGCAUGUCUGGCGGUGGUAUUGCCGCUGUCUUCUUUUUCUAUCUUUGGACCGUCUUUUACUCCCCCACAUGGAACCCCAUUCCUUGGGUUCUUAACUCUGAGAUGUUCAACGAAAAGUCCAGAUCUAUCGGUCAAGCUUCCGCGGCAGCCAACAACUGGUUCUGGAAUUUCAUCGUUUCUCGAUUCACACCCCAGAUGUUCAUCAAGAUGGGCUACGGUGUCUAUUUCUUCUUCGCCUCGCUUAUGAUUCUCUCGUCCAUCUUUGUUUUCUUCUUUAUCCCUGAGACUAAGGGUCUGCCUCUUGAUACCAUGGAUCGUCUCUUUGAGAUCAAACCUGUGUGGAAGGCUCACAGCCAGCUCUCUGAGGAAUUGAGACUCCAGGAGGACGAGUUCCGACGCAACGCUGAGGGAUCUAAGAUCAGUGAUGAGAAGGCUCAGGCUCUAGCUGAUGAGCGCGAGAGCGUUUAA
Molecule: messenger RNA, 1659 nt
Organism: Fusarium venenatum
Lineage: Eukaryota; Fungi; Ascomycota; Sordariomycetes; Hypocreales; Nectriaceae
Product: general substrate transporter
Biological process (GO): transmembrane transport; carbohydrate transport
Cellular component (GO): membrane
Molecular function (GO): carbohydrate:proton symporter activity
Source: RefSeq, a predicted model, not a curated record